Molecule: messenger RNA, 3529 nt
Organism: Choloepus didactylus (southern two-toed sloth)
Lineage: Eukaryota; Metazoa; Chordata; Mammalia; Pilosa; Megalonychidae
Gene: PECAM1
Product: platelet and endothelial cell adhesion molecule 1
Exons: 16
Coding region: 239-2458 (739 amino acids)
Biological process (GO): cell surface receptor signaling pathway
Molecular function (GO): transmembrane signaling receptor activity
Source: RefSeq, a predicted model, not a curated record
AUCAGCCCUGCCCCAGCCUCAUUGUUCUCGGUUUCCAGCAAUGGCUGCCAUUACCUGACCAGCGCCCGGCCAGUCUCCCUGCAGGCUCUGGGAGAAGUUUCCAGAGCAGCCUCUGCUUUCACAGGGCAGGUUUCACAGCUGUGGCUCGUGGGAAGUGUCUUCUGCCCCAGAGGCAUGGCCCGAAAGCAGAACUAGGCGUCCCCAGCGUCCGUAGCGAGCAGCCCGUUUACCUCACAGCAUGCAGUUCCAGUGGCCCCGAGGGGACAAAAUGUGGCUUGGACUCCUGCUGAUACUUUCAUUCUGUUCCAGUCUCGAAGGUCAAGAAAACUCUUUCACCAUCAACAGUAUCUACAUGGAGAUCCUGCCGAGCUCGACAGUGCACAAUGGGUGGAACGUGACCCUCCAGUGCAUCGUGGACGUAAGCACCACCUCACACGUCAAGCCCCAGCACCUCGUGCUGUUCUAUAAGGAUGAUGUGAUGUUCUACAACAUCUCCUCCAGGGAGAACAUGGAGAGUUUCUUUAUUCCCCAAGCCCGGGUCUAUGACUCAGGGAAGUACAGGUGCACCGUGAUUUUCAACAACAAGGAGAAAACCACUCCGGAGUACGAGGUGUCUGUGAAAGGAGUGCCCAGUCCCAGGGUGAUGCUGGACAAGAAGGAGGUGAUAGAAGGCGGGGUCGUGACGGUCAAUUGUUCCGUCCCAGAGGAAAAGGCCCCAAUAUUUUUCAAAAUUGAAAAAUUCGAACUCUCCACAAAAAGAGUCAAGCAAACAAGAGAGAAGAACUCUAAGGACCAAAACUUUGUGACACUGGAAUUCCCCAUCGAAGAGCAGGACCUUGUUUUAGUGUUCCGAUGCCAAGCGAGGAUCCUCUCUGGGUUCCAGCUGGAGAUGUCGGAGGUCGUCAGGAGUGACCUGGUCACCGUGAGGGAAUCCUUCUCCACUCCCAAGUUCCACAUAAGCCCCCUGGGGAUGAUCACAGAAGGAGAUGAUCUCCACAUUAAGUGUACCAUCCAGGUGACGCACCUGGCCCAGAAGUUCCCCGAAAUCAUAAUCCAGAAGGACAAGGUGAUUGUGGCACACAGCAGACACGGCAAUGAGGCCGUGUACUCGGUGAUGGCACUGGGGGAGCACAACGGCAACUACACCUGCAAAGUGGAAUCCAGCCGGAUCUCCAAGGUCAGCAGCAUCGUGGUCAAUAUAACAGAGCUAUUUUCCAAACCAAAGCUUGAAUCUUCCUCCACACGCCUGGACCAGGGUGAAUACCUAAAUCUGUGGUGCAUCGUCCCAGGGGCGCCUCCAGCCAACUUCACCAUCCAGAAGGGAGGUCUGACUAUGACACAGGCUCAAAACUUUACCAAAAUAGCCUCAGAGUGGGACAGUGGGACAUACACCUGCACUGCAGCCAUCGGCAAUGUGCUCAAGAAAAGCAAUGCAGUCCAUAUAGCUGUGUGCGAAAUGCUCUCCAAACCCAGGAUUUUUCAUGAUACCCAGUCUGAGGUGAUAAAAGGGCAGACCAUAGAAAUCAGUUGCCAAUCAAUAAAUGGAACAUCACCUAUUAGUUAUGACCUCUUAAAAGCAAAUGAAAUUUUGCAGAGUCGUAACAAGAGCUCAAAUAAUCCAGCCGUAUUCAACGAUAACCCAACAAAAGACAUAGAAUACCAGUGCAUCGCGGAUAAUUGCCAUUCCAGUGCUAAAAAGAUCAGUGAGGUCCUGAGGGUCAAAGUAAUAGCACCAGUUGAUGAGGUCCAGCUUUCUAUUAUGUUGGGUGAAGAGGUGGAGUCUGGGAAGCCCGUUGUGCUCCAGUGCACUGUGAAAGAAGGGUCACCUCCAAUCAGCUAUAGCUUUUACAGAGCAAACGCAGGCAAGCCUUUCUAUCAGGUCACUUCGAAUUACACCCAGGAAAUUUGGCACAAGGAAGAGGCUAGCAAGGAGGAGGAGGGACAGUAUUACUGCAAAGCCUCCAACAGAGCCAACCUCGGAAGGCGUGUUCCCCAAAGCAACAUACUGACCGUCAGAGUCUUUCUUGCCUCAUGGAAGAAAGGACUUAUCGCAGUGGCUGUCAUCGGAGUGAUAAUUGCCACCUUGAUACUUGGGGCCAGAUGCUAUUUUCUGAGGAAAGCCAAGUCCAAGCAGAUGCCAGUGGAGAUGUCCAGGCCAGUAGCACCACUUCUGAGUUCCAACAAUGAGAAGAUGUCAUCUGAUCCCAGUGCCGAAGCCAACAGUCACUAUGGUUACAAUGAAGAUGUGGGAAACCAUGCAAUGAAACUGAUAAAUGAAAAUAAAGAGCCUCUGAACUCCGACGUGGAGUACACGGAAGUGGAGGUGUCCUCACCUGAGCCCCACCAAGCUCUGGGAACAAAAGGCACUGAGACGGUGUACAGUGAAAUCCGGAAAGCUGACCCUGAUUUCAUGGAAAACAGAUACUCUAGAAUGGAAGUUUCCCCUGAUGGAACUUAGGACGGCAAGGGCCGAUGCUAAUCCCUGGGAGGACCUCCAUGUUUCAAGAAGAGCGGACGAUUCCUGUAUUCUGAGAGCUCUGUGCACUUAUUUAUGAACCUGCCCUGUUCCCACUGAACAUAGCAAUUCCUCAGGCCAACUCGCCAGUUCUUAGACCAAUCCUAAUGCAUUUGUGUUGGGUGUAAAGAUAAAUGGAGGGGCUGUUAAGAAUUUUCCGCCACUCACCGAGUUGGAGCAUCACUGCCUGAUUCCUGGAGCUCAGGAGUGGAAGAAAAGCAAAAGGAAGCUUCAGGGUAAACAGGCCAUUGGGAUAUUUUGAAACUUGACUAUUUUGUCUCAUACAGAGAUAAAAACAACAAUAACAACAACAACAAAAACUUUUCCAAGUGCCCUCAUACACAGAAACCUGUUUUUAUUAGUAGCCAAUCACUUCUCGCACAUGGCUUGCCUUAGGGGCUAAUUUUUCUUUUUCCCUUUGGUCCUUCAAAAGACUCACGGCAUGGGGCAGUCCUUGCCCUUUGGAAAUGCACAGCUCUAACCGGAUAGCUUCAUCCUGGUCUCUCAACGAUCUCUCUGAUCUCUUCGGCCCACCACAAUUGGGAAAACAAAGCUGCUUGGGAGCGACUCCUUUGGAAUGCCGACUUGAAGACAAGGUUCAUUCCGGCCAAUGCACAAAAUAGAAACCAAGUUGGACAAAGCACAGAUGUUCUUACACUGUUUUUCUAUAUUCUUUUCUUUCUUUCCCUCUACCUUGCUGAAGGCCAAAAGAUGGGAAGACGGGUGCCUACAGCAAAUACUAUUUUUUAAUAGAAAAUGGAAAUGAGUUUUUCUUACUAAUUUUUUUUUUAUUUAUUCCUUGAUAAGGAAAUGGUGUCCCGAAGAUUUAAGAUGUUCCCUAAUGCAUGGGUGGCAGCAGGAGUUGGUGGCAGAGGGGCCACCGCUGUACUGUUCUGGAAUCUCACCAGGGAGCAGCCACCUAACUGAGGAAACAGUUUCCCUGUCUGCCUUGGUGGCACAACUGCAGGGACCCUCAGGGGUGCUGUAUUAAAUAAAUUUGAUCAUUACUCUUCA